AUUUCUUUUAUCUGAGGGAGAGGUUUUGAUUUUUAUAAAGUAUUUGAUUUACCUCUUUUUUAUUUUUAUUUUUUAUUUUUUUAUUUAUGUGACAGAUAGAGUCACAGGCAGUGAGAGAGACAGAGAGAAAGGUCUUCCUCCUGUUGGUUCACUCCCCAAAUGGCCACAGUGGCUGGAGCUGCACCAAUCCGAAGCCAGGAGCCUGAUGCCCCUUCCUGGUCUCCCAUGUGGGUGCAGGGUCCCAAACACUUGGCCAUCUUUUACUGCUAUCCCAGGCCACAGCUGAGAGCUGGACUGGAAGAGGAGCAACUGGGACUAGAACCGGUGCCCAUAUGGGAUGCCGGCACUGCAGGCGGAGGAUUAACCUAGUGCGCUAUGACACUGGCCCCUUGAUUUACCUCUUGGUUGAUCAAUUUUAUAGUGAAAUGAUAGGCAUCAUGAACUGAUGCUUCUAGUCCCAGAUCAGAGAGAAUUUAGGUAAGUUAGUUUCCUUUCUAGAACUCAUUUUCCUAUCUAUAUUAAGAAAGAGCAUGCUAUUUAAAUUACCUAUACCAUCUCUUCCAGUACUGACUUCCUAAAAAUUCACGCGCCUGCUGAAAACAAAAUUAAAUCCUCCUUUUAAGCACAACAGGAAUAAAUACUCAUUAGAAAGAAAUGUCUGCAUAUUUAUUUAUCCUUGGAUAAUAUGCCUUCUGUGGUAAUUGUUCCCAAGAUACUAUAUACAAGAUAAUAGGUAACUUUAAGGUUUGGGCCAAUUAUUUCUUGCUCUUUACUUUUAACAAGUCAAACCAAUAACCAAUUGACAGAGACAAUCUCAAGGAAUAGACUUCGAGUUUGAAUUUGGAUUGGAUUAGAUUCUUUGCUCAGAUUCUCAAGCCAGGGGUCUCCCUGACUUCCUUUCUUUCUCUUCUUUAUCUUUAUUCUUCCUGGAAACAUUUUUGAUUGCUGUAGAAAUGUGGGGGAGGGGACAAUGCUUUUGUCCUCUACUGGGUAAUGGCCAAGAAUGCUGGUAAGCACACUACUACGAGGCACAGGAUAGCCCCCACAACAAAGAAUUCUGCAGUCUAUCUGUCAAUAGUGCCAUUGUUUAGACUCCCUGCAGUAAACACAAAUGUGUUUAAAACUAAACCUAGAUUCUGGGCUGUGUUUUCAACAGAAUUUCUGUGUAAGUCAUUGAGUUUUCCUACUUGAGAAAGGCACUGUCUUCCUUUGAUGAGUUUCUUCUUACCCAAAGAAGCCAAGUAACAAUGAUCAGAUAAGGUGUUAAAUCCUUUGGAAAAAGGAACUGCACGCCUCACCUUUAGCUUUAAGAGACCCAUAAGCUCAAGAGCUAAUAACGUGAACUUUAUACCCCUGGGCAGUAUGUGAGGACUCCAAAAGUCAGCAGAAAGUAGAGCAAUAGUGACAGCUCCUCUGGCUGCUUUCUAGCACAAUAAAUGUGCAGGAGCCUAUCACCUGCAGAGUAGGCACAACAAAAUACACAUGUCCCUCUAGUACCCAGGCUGUACCUUUGUGUUACACCUUCUCUGUAGUUCACAGUAUUAAUAACAAGACUUGGUCUUCUACCUGAAAAAUAAUUGACCUUUCAGCUUAACCUAAAUAAAUAGGUGUGAUCUGUAGAACAGACAGAUCUAUUAUCCUUUAAAACAUUCUUUAACUUUUAAAUAUUGAAAGGUAUUUACAUUUAUAAUGGUAAAGCUGAAAACAAUCUAAAAAUCCAAUACUUAGAAAGUACCUAAAUUGAGGACAACACUCUUGAUGGACUACUACUUAGACAAUUAAGUUUGUAUUUGUGGACACUAUUAUAUAAUAUAGAAAAAAUGUAACAGUGAAAAGAAUAGUGUAUAAAGUUAAAUAUAUGUCUACAAAAUUGAAAAUAAAGUUAUUCAUAGUGAAAAAUAGAAAUAAUGUCAGAACCGCAGUAAAGUUAUAGAAAUACCAUAUUUCUAAAGAUUAUGCAGUACAAUUUUAAGGCUUGAUCAAAGAAAAGGGACUCCUAGGGCCACCAACAAAGGAUAGAAAAUGCAACUCAUUACUAUGGUGCACAACAAAAAGCUUAUUCUCAUUGAUAGCAGAUGAGAGGAUAAGUUUUUGUCGGCAUUCAUUUCAAGUAACUGAAUAUGAAUUUGCCUUUUUAGCUACACAGGAAAAAGUGUUGAAUAAGUAUUUCUCUUUGUCUUUUCAAAGACUGGGAAUAGAAAAAAAAAAAACUAGAAAUAUGUUUGACUUUAGGACAGGAGUAAAGAAAAUUCUUUCUUCUUGUUGCCUUUUUUCCAAAUUUUCUUUUUGUUGAUCAUUACCUUGAUAUAUGAAAAUCCAACAAUUCAACACAUAAUUCUAUUACUAGACAAAAGAAAGAAAGAAGUAAUAAAGUUUGCUGAAGGAAUAUUGACUGAAAAUCAAUCUAUCACUGCUUGUCUAGAGGGAAAACAACGAGAACAGAGGAAUAGAAAAGGGAGAAAAGCACACAAAAAUCCUUACUCUGGAAAUAAAAGAAAUUGAUUAUCAGAUCAAAGAAACUUUUGUCUUCAAAAGAAGAUUGUAGCAGAGGAAGGGAAAAAUGAAGAAAAGACCAGGGAAGCUUUUCAAUAUUAAAAAAAUUUCUUUAGAGAAAUCUGCUGAGGCCUGCCAGCAGGAGGAAAUGUAGUUCUUCCACUGGUGGAGCUUUCUCUAUAGGCUUUUGCUUAAAAAGCUCAGCAGGGAUGUACAGAACAAGACAAAAAGCCAAAACAAAGCAGCAUCCUAGACGCGUGAAGCUUUCCUCUCCAAGGUCAGUGAGAUUUCACAACUGACAAAUUCCUCUAAAGCAGCUGGCGGCCCUUUCUACCAUUAUCACAAAUAAAUGAAAGUAGCAGACCCAUUUCAAAGCUUCAUUUCCAUUUGAGACACCAGUAUUUUUAACGACAAUGGUAUUUUCCAAAUAUGAUAUGUGGAUGAUCAUGUGAUAGGUGAACAAAUUAUUUAUGCUCCAAGUAUUGUCAGUGAACCCCCAUUGUCUCAUCAGCAAAAAAAAAAAAAAAAAAGUUACUGAAACAACAAUGACAAAUAGAAAACCUCCCCAUUUUCCCUUCCUUGUGAAUGUGCGAAGAAAACACCUGCCAGUUUCAGUCCUCCAAAAAUGGUUUUAAUAUAAGGUCACAGAAAAUUCAAACGUUUUAUGGCCCACUGUAAAUCAGCUCUUUCUCUCUUCCCACUAAUUCCCUAGUGUCACAUUUAACAAAACAAGGAAACUACAGAUAGUAGAGGUGUUUGCAGAUUAGCUUUCCAAGCCAUAAAUAACAUGAGGUUUUGCUCACCCACAAAUAUUAAGGCAGCUUAUCAAUGUUUAAGCCCCUUCCUCUUUGUGAUGGUUGCUAACAUUUUAACCAGACAAACUGAGAAUUUUUCUUUCCUGUCUUCUUAAAUUGACAGAGUACACAUUCAUAAGAUUCUAUUAUCAGAUUUGGUGGUAUAAAGAGUGAGACAUCACCUAAACACCUGCCUGCUACUUGUGAGUUCCUGUUUUGGAAGAUGCACCUGCUCUGUGCUUUGCUUGUUGUGUUCUCUCUUAGUGAUGGUUCCAGUCUUCACUGUCCUAGAAGAUGUAGCUGUGAUUCUGCACAGUCGGUGCAGUGCUACAGACUAACAGAGGUGCCAUCAGGCAUUCCUCCCAGCACCAAGAGGCUCUUUAUUAGCCACAGCAAAAUUCAGCACCUCCAGCUAUCGAACUUCACUGGGGUGUUGGCUCUAGAAGACUUUAUUUUGCUGGCCAGUGGAACAGAGUCAGUAGAAAAUGGUACAUUCAAAAUUCUGAAUACACUGAAGACCUUAGAACUCUGGAAAAAUAGGUUAAUAAAGGUCCCCACUGCUCUCCCAGCCACGCUUGAAGUGUUAAAACUAAAUGACAAUUCCAUAACCAUUCUACUUGGGUCAGAUUUUGAAGGGCUGAAAAAAUUAAGAAUCCUUGAACUUAAAAACAACCUGCUAUCCUGCCUCUCCCCUGGCAUGUUCUCCUCCCUCCUCAGUUUGCAGAGCUUGUCAGUGGAUGGUAACCAUGUGGAGUCUGUGGCUGGACCCCUGCCACUGCCCAACCUGCAACAUGUGAGCAUGGAGAACAAUAAGCUACACCUCAUCCCAAGCAACUUCUUUACUUCCUUGCAGUCUUUGCAAUAUGUCAGUUUCAGUGGUAACUUUCUCACGAGAAUUCCUGUUAAUCUACCCAAAUCCUUGCGAUCUUUAAAGAUGGAAAGAAACCAGCUCAAAGUAGUAAAGUUUCGGGAUUUGAAACACUUGGAGAACCUUUCCCAUCUUUACCUCUCGGAAAACUUACUGUCUUCCAUGGACGGGGCACAGAUCCUCGCCAAUUUAACUACUCUCGAGUUGUCCCAAAACCAGCUUCAAAUGUUGCCCCUCAGGCUACCAGCAAGGCUACAAAAACUUGACUGCAGCAAUAACCUGAUUCAGAGUGUCACAGCUCAAGACUUCCAGGACCUGCGAGACUUGAAACAUUUGUUUCUGGACAACAACAUCGUCAGCUUGUUUGAAGCUGGAGCCCUUCAGGGAUGUUCUCAGCUCUCCAACCUAGCCCUGGAGCAGAACCUGCUGUUGUCUAUACCUCUACGGCUCCCAGGGACCUUAGCCAGGCUGGAUCUAAAAGGCAAUGCCAUCCAGGAUAUUGCUGAACGGGACCUCAAGGAUCUCAAGCAGCUUCAGGUGCUAAACCUGAGGAACAAUAAGAUCUCUGCCUUAGACCUCAAAGCCUUGGAGGCUCUGCCUCGCCUCAGGCACCUGUACCUGGAUGGAAAUCCCUGGAAUUGUACCUGCAGUCUCCUAAGAGCAAGGGAGAUGCUGAAGGCCAAGGGCACAGAUGUGAGGGGUGGGCAGUGUGCGGCCCCAGCUGAACGACAAGGGGAGAGCUGGAUGUCUUCUAAGAAAAUCAUGAGGCAGUGUGAGCAUCACUUACACCAGGCUGAGAAAAGCAAAGAGAGCAAAAAGAAAUCGAAAGCUGAAGAUCCCUCCAGCAUCAGAAUCAACAUAGAUGAUGAUGAUGAAGAUUAUGAAAUAGAUUAAGCAUGAGCUUUGUUUACUGUUUAGAAAGCAUUUUUCAUAGUCAGUCUUUUAAGCAGAAAUAUUCUCUGUUUAUAUAUGCUAGGCCAUCUUUUUAAAGUGUAUUUUUAGGCUGUGUUUUUGUUUUUGAGAAUGCAAUGAAGAUUUAGAGAAGUUAGGUAGAGAAGAAACAUAGAAAGGAAAAAUAGUAAGAUGUGGUGUUUUUUUUUUUUUUUUUGUCAUUCUAAAACUAACUUGUGUGUUAUAAUGAUUCCUAAGCAAAUGAUAAUGCAAAAUAAAAUCACCAUAUGGCUA
This is a messenger RNA of Lepus europaeus (European hare), 5340 nucleotides long. Its product is annotated as nephrocan-like. The transcript is spliced from 3 exons. Gene Ontology annotation, molecular function: protein binding. The record is from RefSeq and is a predicted model, not a curated record. The coding region runs from base 3511 to 5049 and encodes 512 amino acids. Lineage: Eukaryota; Metazoa; Chordata; Mammalia; Lagomorpha; Leporidae.